Penaeus monodon (black tiger shrimp) is the source of this 390-nucleotide messenger RNA. Its product is annotated as cuticle protein AMP1A-like. Gene Ontology annotation, molecular function: structural constituent of chitin-based larval cuticle. Gene Ontology annotation, cellular component: chitin-based extracellular matrix. NCBI's taxonomy places the organism in Eukaryota, Metazoa, Arthropoda, Malacostraca, Decapoda, Penaeidae. The record is from RefSeq and is a predicted model, not a curated record.
AUGAAGCUGAUCAUCUUCGCCUGCCUGGCCGCUGUCGCCCUCGCCCGCCCUCAGAAUCCCGACUCUGAGGCCGAGACCGUUUUGGACGAGAGGUCCGACAACGGCGACGGCAACUUCCAAUACACUUUCGAGACCAGCAACGGCAUCAGAUCCUCCAACGCUGGCACUCCUGGAUCUGAAGGCCAGAGCAACAUGCAGGGAUCAUACAGCUUCCUCCUUCCCGACGGGAACUGCUCCGCAUCGCUGAGGAACAGCGGGCGAGCGGAGUUCAGUUUUAGGAUUCUUGAGAAUUGUUUUCAUGACAACGAGCUCUUUUUUGACAUUAUUGUAAAUAAACCUACAAACCAAUGCAAUAAAAAUGUGCAUGUAUAUAAUGCGCUAAUCACAUUA